CUCACAGUUCCCACGCGCAGCACAAAACCAGUGACCGGAACCUCCCUAGGAGGUAAGGACGACCUAGUGCACUCAUCAGAGAAUUUCGGCCAGUGGCCUCCAUAUUGCCUGAUUCCUCCAUCGCCAAGGACAUCGAAUUCAUAAUGCCUCUGAGCGACCAGUCUCUCGACCGGCUUCGAGCCUUAGUGGACGAUUCGGUAGCCGAUCAGAAGAAAGGCAUUCCUGGGGUUACAGUCGUUGUCGUUGGCAAGGAUGGAAAGGAUCUCUUCGCACAUUCGGCAGGCAAACAGGGAAUCACCUCCGAGCAACCCAUGACUCUUGAUAACAUCUUCUGGAUAGCCUCAUGCACCAAAAUGUUGACAGGUGUGGCGUGUAUGCAACUGGUGGAACAAGGUCUUUUAUCACUGGACGAUGGAGAACAAAUCGAAAAUCUCUGUCCCGAGUUGAAGGACCUCAAGGUUCUCCGAUCUGACGGUGUGCUGGAGGGAAAGAAAAACCGCAUCACCUUACGCAUGCUUUUAAGCCAUACCGCGGGCUUCGGCUACACAUUUUUUAACGAAAGGCUGAGAGACUGGUCUUUCCCCGCAGGAAUUGACGAGUUCUCGAGCCGCAUAGAGGAUGUCACUCAACCGCUCCUGUUCCAGCCAGGAGAGGGAUGGGAGUAUGGUGUCGGUAUUGACUGGGCUGGUAUUGCCCUUGAACGCCGCACAGGGGAUACUCUGAACACCUACCUGCAGAAGCACGUGUUUCAGCCACUUGGCUUGAAGAACAUAUCGAUGUUUCCAAACGAAGACAUGCGGGCCAAGUUGGCACACAUGCAUGCACGAGAUCCGGACGGCACCCUUCGUCCCAGAGAUCACCUACUGCGCCGCCCACUCGUGGUGGACCUAGGCAACGAGAAAGAGAUAGCGUCAGUCUUCAACAGUGGUGGCGCUGGUCUGUUCGCGAAGCCUCAAGAAUACACCAAGGUUCUCGCUGUUCUUCUAAAUAAUGGGACCUGCCCCAUAACCGGCUCCCAGAUACUCCUCCUCAACUUGUGGGCUCAGGUUGAGGUGGAAGUGUACAAAGCGCUGUCUCAGUAG
Verticillium alfalfae VaMs.102 is the source of this 1082-nucleotide messenger RNA. Its product is annotated as beta-lactamase family protein. NCBI's taxonomy places the organism in Eukaryota, Fungi, Ascomycota, Sordariomycetes, Glomerellales, Plectosphaerellaceae. The transcript has 4 exons. The coding region runs from base 144 to 1082 and encodes 312 amino acids. The record is from RefSeq and is a predicted model, not a curated record.